Penicillium angulare is the source of this 558-nucleotide messenger RNA. RefSeq lists its product as uncharacterized. NCBI's taxonomy places the organism in Eukaryota, Fungi, Ascomycota, Eurotiomycetes, Eurotiales, Aspergillaceae. The record is from RefSeq and is a predicted model, not a curated record. The transcript is spliced from 4 exons. Bases 1 to 558 code for a protein of 185 amino acids.
AUGUCUGUUCCUUUAACCAAAGUUGAUUCUGCCAUCGCUGGAUUGAGUAUAUCAGAUGAGAAGCCUGCAUCUCAUACGGAAACUGAGGUCAAGAAAGACAAGAAGAACAGGCGACUGUCUUCUCAGGCGGAUGAUGUCUGGAACAUCAAGGACCUAGAAGAGAAGCAAAUUGAAAUCGCUCUGCCCAUCGAAACCCAAAAGACCGGAUGGAAACUCAACACCUCCCCCAACACAAUUGAGGAUAAAGAUAUCCUCAAACUCAAACUCACCGACCCGCCAGUCAAGAAGAUUGACCUACAUUUCCCCUUGGGCCUCGAGGUUACCGCCCGAAAUCUCAAGGGUGUCACAAUCAAGGACGCCUUAGACGCCAUCUACAAACAGUUCAAAAAGAAGGCGGACGACGAAAUGGAGAAACCCUACCUCGCUGGCUUCGAGUGGGAUAAAGAGGAGUGCUGGACAAGAUUCAUCGUACAUCAAUCAAACGUCAGCACCGCCCAACAAACACCAGGGGAUAAUAGCAAGAAGUCCAAAAAGAAGAAGAAGGACGAGGCUGCAUAA